AUGGCAACCUUUUCUUUUUGUGAACAAUGUAACAACUUAUUAUACCCAAAAGAAGAUAGAGAAAAUGCCAAGCUUACAUAUGCAUGUCGUAAUUGUAUUUAUCAAAGCGAAACUUCAAAUAAUUGUGUUUACAGGAAUGACAUUCAACAUCCUAUAAAUGAAGCAAACAUAGUUAUAAGAGAUUUAGCAGCUGAUCCAACAUUGCCACGUACUACUGAAAAAAGAUGUAAACAAUGUGGAUGUGAUUUAGCUGUAUACUUUCAAUCACAAUCUCGUCGUCCUGACACAAAAAUGACAUUGUUUUAUGUAUGUGCAAACACAAAUUGUGGUUUUCUUUGGACAGAUUUUGAUCCAAAAAGUAAAAAGAAAGAAGUGCCUCUUGAUGAUGAUGGUGGUGAUGGUAUCGGCGAUGAAGAUGAAUAUGGCGAAUAUGGAGAAUAUGAAGACGUUGGUGUUGAUCAUAGUAAUAUUGAACAACAAGAUGUUAUUAACGAGAAUUUUUUUGGUGAUGAUGAUGAUGUCGCUGAUGAUGUUGACGUUGAUGAUCUGCUUGGUGAUGAAGUUGUUUCCAUCACCACCGCAAUUAAUAAUGGUAAUGAUGAUGAAAUUAUUCAAGAGGAUUGGAGAAAUGGAGUGGUGUAUUCUGAAAAUUAUGAAAAUCCAAAUCCUCCGGACCCAAUAGUAAAUAGUGUAGAAAAUAUUAAAGUUGAACAACCAACUCAAAACACUCACAAGGAUGAAGAUUGGUGA
Entrophospora candida is the source of this 750-nucleotide messenger RNA. The record is from the annotation of a GenBank genome assembly. Lineage: Eukaryota; Fungi; Glomeromycota; Glomeromycetes; Entrophosporales; Entrophosporaceae.